CACCAGAGCUAAAACGAAGGGAAAAGAAAAUAUUGCAAAACAUUUAUACCUUUCCAAAAUAGGAAAUAUUUUAUUAUUCUAAAGCAAACAAACAGCCCAAAUUAUGGAAACAAGCCGGCUAAUGUUGUUGAUUCUCGGCAAUAUGAAGUCUGCUGAGGAGCAAAGAAGUAAAAAGCGAAAUAUUCCUCGAUUUUACAAAGACUCUGACGAGAACGAUCAAGGAGAGGCGAUCUUUUGCAAGAACAACGUGUGUCUUUACUAUAAUGGCGAGAAUAUCCCUGGAUAUUUGACACUCAAAGCUUGUACAAUAAACGACGAAUAUACUAGAUUAAUACUGCACUGGACAUCGAAUGCUCUUUUGCAAGAGAAUUACGUUACAGACGAACAAGUCGCACCGUUGUCUUCGGAAAAUCUAUUGAGCGAUGAUGCAAGUCCAAGUGUCUUUCACAUCGAUCUAACGGAGAUGAAAUCCUUAAAAUUCUUUUUUAAAGACGAUAAAACAUCCGGUCAUUUCGUUGUGGAAAAUCAUGAAAACCACUACAAAGUCUUUCAUUUCGACCUCGGAGGUAUGAAUCAUUUAGUGGAAAUUUUUGAAAAUUGGAGUUUAUGCAAAACGAUGAAACUGCCUUACGAGGAACGCGAGAGAAAAACAGCGUUUGCCGUUGUCCCAAUUUAUUCGAUCUUGCCGAAUCAAAGUUUUGAGGAGAGUCGUUAUCGUUCGAUGACGAAAGCCCGUUGGAAGACGUUCCUCAACAAAGCUGGUCAGUUGGAAGAUGUGGCGAAUUUUCGAAAGGAAGUAUUUUUUGCUGGAGUAUUUCCUGAAGUCCGAUGUGAGGUUUGGCCAUUUCUCCUGCAUUACUACCCAUUCCAUUCGAGAGCAUCUGACCGAAAGACUAUAAAAGAAAACAAAACAAAAGAGUACACAGAUAUCAAUGAGAGAAGGUUGAACAUGCCCAAGGCAGAGUAUGACAAGUUUUGGCUGAAUGUGCAGUGUACCGUGGAUAAAGAUGUUGUUAGGACAGAUCGAUCUCAUCCUUAUUUCGCUGGUAACAACAAUCCAAAUGUUGAGAUAAUGAGACAAAUUCUCCUGAAUUAUGCCUUCUACCAACCAGAGGUGGGGUACAACCAAGGCAUGUCAGAUCUGCUUGCCUCAAUAUUGUCAACAGUCCAGGAUGAGGUUGAUGCAUUCUGGUGUUUUGUUGGUUUAAUGGAGAGAAGUUUGUUUGUAACGUCACCAAGAGAUGAUUCCAUGGAUUUCCAGCUGCUUUACUUGAAAGAAUUGCUGCGUAUGAUGGCUGUGAAGUUCUACGCCCAUCUCCUGCUGGAGGAUGAAGGCAUGGACCUGUUGUUCUGCCAUCGCUGGCUGCUGCUUGGCUUCAAGCGAGAGUUCUAUGAUCUUCAUGUGCUACGCAUGUGGGAAGCAUGCUGGUGUCAUUACCAAACAGAGUACUUCCAUAUCUUCCUAUGUGUUGCCAUCAUCUUGGAAUAUGGCGAUACGGUUUGGGAGAAAUCGAUGCGAGUUGAUGAGAUGUUGAACUAUUUCAACAACUUGGCUCUUGAAAUGGACGGGGAUCUUGUGCUAAAAAGGGCUAGAAGCUUGUUAUAUCAGUUUAGAAAGCUAGCUGCAAUACCGUGCACCUUGCGUGGACUGUUAUCGGGGCCCGGUGCCUGGGAUAGUGCGACGCUACCGGACAUUGAGUGCACUUGUCACGAGACUAACGCGUGCAAACAUUCAAACCCGCCCAGGCGAGGGAAGAGUUUUACCCGAGCACCGGACGCCCUGAGUCAAGACAAGAGUGACGAGAGAGAGACCUCACAAGAAACAAGAGAAGAAACGAAUUGUGAUGAUGAAGUAAUGGAGAUUUCGGACGCAAAUCAAAAAGAAAAUGGAAACACGGAGGAUGAAAUGUCAAAUGAAGAAGAGACUGUGGACAAUUGUGAGCAUGACGGUGAAACCUUGAACACCGAGGAACAACAAGGGAACGAACAAGUGAAUUUGAAGGAUGAAUUUCGGAAUGAAGAACUGAAAGUUGACACGUCAAAUACCAAACAAAAUCAUGACGGGUUGAACGAUUUCUCUCAGCAUGUGAAUGAAAGUAUAAAUAUGAAGGAAGAUACUUCAAGUGAAAUGGAAACAUUGAAUAACUCUGAGAUGACGAAUGACAAGAAUAAUUCGGAGCCAGAAGAGCAGAGGAACGUGAAAAUAUGCAGCUCUGAAGCCCUGUACGAACAAAACGAUAUAAGUGAAAAUAUUACUGAUACUAAACACACAGAAACGUAAACUGUAGAAGGACAAUGUCAAAUACAAUUCACACAUUGAAAUAAGUCAAAUGAACAG
Molecule: messenger RNA, 2338 nt
Organism: Dendronephthya gigantea
Lineage: Eukaryota; Metazoa; Cnidaria; Anthozoa; Malacalcyonacea; Nephtheidae
Product: TBC1 domain family member 16-like
Exons: 5
Coding region: 104-2281 (725 amino acids)
Biological process (GO): activation of GTPase activity
Cellular component (GO): early endosome
Molecular function (GO): GTPase activator activity
Source: RefSeq, a predicted model, not a curated record